Messenger RNA from Monosiga brevicollis MX1, 1824 nucleotides. RefSeq lists its product as uncharacterized. The coding region runs from base 1 to 1518 and encodes 505 amino acids. Lineage: Eukaryota; Choanoflagellata; Craspedida; Salpingoecidae. The record is from RefSeq and is a predicted model, not a curated record. The transcript has 12 exons. Gene Ontology annotation, molecular function: ATP binding; calmodulin binding; calcium/calmodulin-dependent protein kinase activity. Gene Ontology annotation, biological process: protein phosphorylation. Gene Ontology annotation, cellular component: neuron projection; cytoplasm.
AUGGCGCAGUUCACCGAUGUUUACGAUUGUGACUUUAAUGACAAGGGCACCGUCCUUGGAAAAGGCGCCUUUAGCAUUGUGCACCGAUGUGUCAACAAGGCCACCGGCGAAGUUUGCGCCGUCAAGGUCAUCAACACGGCCAAAGUCAAAAGCUCUGACAUUGCCAAGAUUGAGCGCGAAAUCGCCAUUUGCACCAUGCUCAAACAUGACCACAUUGUCCGCCUUCGCAACCAUUACAAGGACCGCACUCACUAUUAUUUGGUCUUCGAGUAUGUCUCCGGCGGCGAGCUUUUUGAUGAAAUUGUCACCCGCAGCUUCUACAACGAAAAGGACGCGCGCGAUUGCAUGUACCAAAUUCUCGUCGGCCUCCAGCACUGCCACGAACGCAACAUCAUCCAUCGCGACCUCAAGCCCGAGAACCUGUUGUUGGCCAGUCGCGAGAAGGAUGCCCCCGUCAAGAUCACGGACUUUGGCCUUGCCGUCCUGAUGGAGAAUGGCCCCUCCUAUUUUGGUUUUGCCGGAACCCCAGGCUACCUGAGCCCAGAGGUGAUCAAGCGUCAGGCCUACGAUACCCAGGUCGACGUCUUUGCUUGCGGCACCAUCCUUUACAUCCUUCUUUGCGGCUACCCCCCGUUUUGGGAUGAUAACCAACAGGCCCUUUACGAGCAGAUCAAGCGCGGCUCGUAUGACUACCCCUCCCCGGAAUGGGACACUGUCACCCCCGAAGCCAAGGACCUGAUCGACCGCAUGCUCACCACCAAUCCCACCCGCCGCAUCACCGUUGCCGAGGCUCUCAAGCAUCCCUGGCUGGCCGAUGCCAGCGUGCCCUCCACCGUUCAUCGCCAGACGACCAUCGACGAGCUGCAAAGGUUCAACGCUCGCCGCAAACUCAAGGGCAGUGUCAAGGCUGUUAUGGGCGUGGGGCGUAUGCUCUCUCUGACCGCCGCAGCUUCCAUGUUCAUGCGCAAGGGCAACCGCGGGGCCAGUGAACCUGGCGUGGUGCAGCAAGAAACCAUCACCAGCACUGACACGGCUGCAGAGAAAGAUACCCUGGCCCUGUUGACCGCUAAUCAGCGCCUUUUCAAAGCCAUCUUGUUUCGCGAUUGGUCCACUUACAAGUUCGUUUCGCCCACCACCCCCGACUGCAGUCAAAGUCGUUUCUCAUACCUCACAACCUGUACCACGCUCUUUAGAGAGCUCGUGGACGAGGACGUAACCUGCUUUGAACCCGAGGCUAAGGGCUACCUCAUCGAGGGCCUGAACUUUCACAAGUUUUACUUUGAAAACUUGCCUCGGCGCGACUCGAGCCAAGUUAACACGACCAUUAUCGACCCCAAGGUGAAACUGAUGGGUGACAGCGCCAUCACAACCUAUGUGCGCUUGACGCAAAGCAUUGACAAGGAUGGAGCGCCUCGCACCCAACGUUCGGAAGAAACCCGUGUGUGGACACGAGCCGCCGAUUCUCCGCAUGGCUGGAAGAACGUCCACUUCCAUCGCUCCGGCGAUGCCAGCGCCUAAGACAAGCCUGCCCACAUGCUUGCAACAGCGGACCAUUUCCUGCCUGUGCCACUCGGGUCGCACUGCGUUAAAUUGCGGCUGGGCAACCUGGACGUGGUAGUUCGGCUGCAUCGUGCCCCGUUUUGACCCUCUUGCCUUUCCAACAUCUAUUCCUUUUGUUCAGUCCUUGUCGUGUCACAUCAUUGUACGUUUUGCGCGUCUUUUCGACUAGACUCCAGCCGCAUCUCCAUAACUUGAGAGCUUUGCUCACGCACAUUCAUCCAAGCCGGUUUGAUUAUCUUGACCCUCAAUUGAUUUGUGAGUUGU